Messenger RNA from Laccaria bicolor S238N-H82, 909 nucleotides. Its product is annotated as histone deacetylase complex protein. Gene Ontology annotation, molecular function: transcription corepressor activity; transcription factor binding. The transcript has 2 exons. Gene Ontology annotation, biological process: negative regulation of DNA-templated transcription. NCBI's taxonomy places the organism in Eukaryota, Fungi, Basidiomycota, Agaricomycetes, Agaricales, Hydnangiaceae. The record is from RefSeq and is a predicted model, not a curated record. Gene Ontology annotation, cellular component: nucleus. The coding region runs from base 1 to 909 and encodes 302 amino acids.
AUGGAGGAAACAACCGGCCCAGCGGGGCAACCUAUAAUAUCAAGAGAAAAAACCGCGCCGUUCCUCAUCAGAACAUUUGUGAAAAUUGGGAGCUUUCACCGCUUGACGUUGUUUGAAGAUGGGACACUGCCAACGACCGACGAGCAGCAGUUAUUUGCAUGGAAAGAUGCCACACUUCGCGAGGUUCUGACCAUAUUGCGAAACACCGCACCCCACAUCGCCGAAUACCGCCAUCCCCUCGCACGUUUUUCCUUCCGCACCGUCUACGCAGACUCAACCAACAAGAGCCGCUUCUUGCAAAAGGAGCUGGGGAUGGUUUAUUCCCGCGAUAUACUGGGUGAACCAGGCUCGUUGAACGCCACGGCACCGCGACUUUUGGAAGACGAGGACGGGGCCCAGCGCGACCGCACCGAACGAGAGAGGGAAGAAAGAACGCUUGACGAACUUAGAUUCGUUCCGGGAGACUACCUCCUCAUCGCAGUCAUCCUUCCUAAAAACGUCACUGUCCCCACGGAGCUUUUGAUCAAGGGCUCGGGGGCUCCUGGGGCUGGUGCAGCUAACGGCUGGCGAAGUGCACCUCCAGCAGCCGCUGGGAGGGGAGAUGGGGGGUGGGGCUCCACCGCGGCUCCUGUGCCGCCCACAGGCCGUGGAGGAGGUCACUGGAGGGGGGAAUCGAAUGCCCCGCCUGCGGGCGCUCGUGGUCGUGGCGGAGGUCGUGGCGGGGGUGAUUUUGGAAGGGACAGGGACUUUGAUAGAUCUGAGAGGCGGGCUCCUCCUCCGAGAAGGGGUGCCGACUCUCCACCUCCCCGGGGAGGUUGGGGACAUCGUGGAGGAAGAGGCGGGAGAGGCGAUAGACGUUCGCGAUCUCGCUCGCGCAGUCCACCAAGGAGGAGAGGCCGUUAUGAUUGA